UUCCAAUUUCAAUUUUUAUCCUCGGGAAGGAAAAAAAACAAAAACAAAAGGCGGGGAGAGGAAGCCAUAGCCAACGCGACGGCAAGGCCAGAAAGAAAGAGGAAGAAGAACAGAAUCGCGAUUCGCGGACCCUAGACGAACAGUACAAGAAGAAGAAGAAGAACCAGAAACCAAAGGAGAAGACACCAGACAGACAGAUAGGUAGAAAGCGAAUCCCUGCCUGGCUCUGUGUGUUUUUCCUGUAGGAAAAAAAAAAAAAGACGCAUUAGUCCUCAUUUUCUCCUCCUCUUUAUCCUCCUCCCACUUCCCUUCCUCGUCUCUUCCCCAUUUUCUUCGUUGGUUGAGCUGCUCUCUCUGCCACCGCAUCGCUCACUCCUCCUCUCUCUCUCUCUCUCUGGCACGAAACCCACCCGUUGCUGUGAGUAGUGGUUUGCUUCUCAGAAUUGGAAUUGAGCUCCGUGUCGAGCUGCUGCUGAUUGUUGGUUUUGAUUCUGGGAUAUCGCCAUGGCUGCUUCUGCUGCCGCUGCUGCUUCUUCAUUAUUUCCUGUUCCUUCCCCAUCUGGGGAUGCCAAGUCCGACAAGCUCGGGCGUGGGUCAGCCAGUUUGGCUGGGCUUAAAUCAAAAUCUGCUAGUUCCGGGGCAUUGCAAGUGAAGGCAAAUGCCCAAGCUCCUCCCAAGAUUAAUGGAACUUCAGUAGGGUAUGCAGCUCCUGCUGAAGUGGUGAAGCAUGGGGCGGAUGGUCCUUCGCAACCGCCACCAAGGACUUUUAUCAACACGUUGCCUGAUUGGAGUGUGCUCCUUGCUGCUAUCACAACCAUCUUCUUGGCUGCCGAGAAGCAAUUUACGAUGCUCGACUGGAAACCCAAGCGGCCUGAUAUGCUCAUUGACCCUUUUGGUCUUGGCAGAAUUGUUCAGGAUGGUUUCGUGUUCAGGCAGAAUUUCUCUAUUAGGUCCUACGAGAUUGGGGCGGAUCGUUCAGCUUCUAUUGAAACUGUAAUGAAUCAUUUACAGGAAACAGCCCUCAACCAUGUAAAAACUGCAGGUUUACUUGGUGAUGGAUUUGGUUCCACCCCUGAAAUGAGUAAACGGAACCUGAUAUGGGUUGUCACCCGGAUGCAAGUUCUUGUGGAUCGCUAUCCUACAUGGGGUGAUGUGGUUCAGGUGGAUACUUGGGUGACUGGGUCAGGUAAAAACGGUAUGCGUCGUGAUUGGCUUAUUCGUGACUGUAAAAAUGGCGAAAUUCUGACACGAGCCUCCAGUGUCUGGGUGAUGAUGAAUAAACUGACACGGAGGCUGUCCAAGAUUCCUGAAGAGGUUCGUUCGGAGAUCGAACCCUACUUCCUCAACUCCGACCCUGUUGUCCCUGAAGACAGCAGGAAGCUGCUGAAACUCGAUGACAACUCUGCGGAUCACAUCCGCAAAGGAUUAACUGUACUGAGUCCUUCUGAAUCUCCUAGGUGGAAUGACCUGGAUGUCAAUCAGCAUGUCAACAAUGUGAAGUACAUCAACUGGAUCCUUGAGAGUGCUCCACUGGCAAUUCUGGAGAGCCACGAGCUCUCGUCCAUGACUCUGGAGUACCGGAGGGAGUGCGGGAAGGACAGCGUCCUCCAGUCCCUGACUGCCGUCUCCGGCAAUGGCGUAGGCACCAUAGGCAGUGCCGGCGGCACCGUCGAGUGCCAGCACCUCCUCCGGCUGGAGGAAGGUGCUGAGAUUGUGAGGGGACGGACCGAGUGGAGGCCCAAAGACAGGAACAGCUUCGGUGGCGGUGGCACUCCAGGCCACAUUCCGGCGGGAAACGCCUAGACAGGACGAGAUACAGCUCUCCCGCCAAAAAAAAAAAAACUCGGUUCUCCCUUUCGUCGCCGGCGUGAUACGUGGCGCCUUCCGCCACCUGCCACCUAGCUCCUCCACCACCACCACCACCUGUAGAAUUCCCCCUCCUCCCCUCUUUUCUUCGUGUCUCGGUCAAAUAUGUUUCAUUCCUUCUUUUACUUAUUUAUAUAUUAUUAUUUAUAUAUUCGUUUGGCUUAAGAAAGAAGGUGACUAGAGCCCCUCUGUAAUUAUAAGCUCUCUGUGGCGAAAACUCAACAGUUAACUCUGUUUUUUUUGUCCGGUGAAAAUGGUUCUCCGUUAGUGGGUGGUGCAGGUGCUGGCCUGGCUGGCUGGUUGGUGCCUACGCUUUGGAAGAAGAACCCAAAACGACACAGCUUCGUGUUCUGAUUUCUGUGGUCUUGAAUCUUGAUCUGACCCGCCUGGUCUGGUCUGGUGCCUUCCUUUCUAAAUCAGGGAACUCGUGUAUAUUUUUCUUGUCUGGCAUAUUUCCUUUUGGCUUUCGUUGCCAAUUCUAUUCUAUUAUUUCUUUUGUUUCACAAAUGGUUCUUCUCUGGAUAAAGAAUGAAAGGACAUGAAAAAGUAUGUAGCUCUGUCACAGGUUUCUUGCGAUUCGACCUGUUUCGAUUUGUUUGUGUGGGGCAAGACAUAUGUAUUGCUUUCGAUUUAUCUGGGUUUGUCCUGUUCUCGUUGUGUUCUAUUAUGAUAUGCAUCAAUACCUGAUCCAGCGCAUAGCUAACAUGAUGGCUACUAGUAUUACAGUUUUGAGAUUUCUGGGUGGAGGCGGCCAUGUGAGAGCAAUAAUGCCCGAGGAUUGUAAUGUGUUGUUGGUAGGUAUUAUAUGAAUGCUACAUCAAUGAUGAUUGAUGGAGGCAGUACGAGUACAAGUAGUAUGAGUUGUUGGAGGUUGGCGGAAGCUGACUUUCGAGUGUGA
Messenger RNA from Linum tenue, 2764 nucleotides. NCBI's taxonomy places the organism in Eukaryota, Viridiplantae, Streptophyta, Magnoliopsida, Malpighiales, Linaceae. The record is from the annotation of a GenBank genome assembly.